CACAUACACACACACUCACACACACACACCUGCUAAAGGGCACUUCUUUACUCUGGAUUUCUUCAGAGAUGUAACAGAGACAGAAGACAGCUCAUGGCUCAUGUCUGUCCCUGAUACAGGGGGGAAAAGAAGACUAAAAGAUGUGUUUUUGUCCCAGUUAGGAUGAAAAAUUACUCCAAAUAUCUGUGGAGUCCUGUGAGGGAAAUCUAAUCUUCUUUUCUUUCAACUUUUCUCUUGAACUCUGAUAUGGAUCUGGAUACGUGGCCUCUAAGAGUACUUCUCCUGCUUGUCUGGUGUUCAGGCUCGUGGUGCGACAGCUGCAAUAUGACAAAGGUGUAUUUCGAGUCUCGCAAUUUUCACAGCACAAUCCGUUGGGAUGAAGUGAAAAUCCCAGGCCGAGAAGUUCGCUACAGUGUCAAAUAUAACAUAUAUGGAGACCGACCCAGGAUGAUGAAUGGAUGCCAGAAUAUUUCUGAAACUUUCUGUGCUCUCAGCUCCGUGAUGACGGACGUCCGCUCUAAAUAUUACGGCAAGAUCAUGGCUGACGAGAUAUGCCUAGGCGAAUUCAUGCAGUUCGUUCCAUUAGAAAAAACCAUUCUAGAAGCACCGAAGCUGUCCGUGAUAACGGCCAGGUCCACUCUCACCGUAACCAUCACAACACCCAUGGGGCCUCAGAACCGCUCAAUUAGGGAGAUCAGCUGUUGGGAAAGGUGCCAGGAGUCUGGAAUAUCAUCUGUUAACUACAUUGUCAAUCUCACACACCCGGAGUCUGAAGCUGGAAAGGUAUAUAGGAACACGUCUGGCAUCAUUACACUGAGUCAUUUAACCAUGAACACAGAGUACUGUGGCAUUGUGUUGUAUGAGCUCACACAUCCCUACAAAAAGCUCCAGAGUGAAAACAUCAGCUUCUGUCAGACUUUACCAGUUGCAGACAAGCCCUGGAUUUCUAUAUUCAUCUGGUCAGCAUUAGUGGUACUUUUCCUCCUGAUCAUCUUGCCUCUGAUUUUCUGCUAUCAGUAUGUCACAAGAAAGAGGAAACUCCCUGAGACACUGAUCAUGUCGAAGAACACCACUCCUUACUUCAACCCAGAUCCUAAUGUAAAGAUAACCACAAUGAAAGUAUACACUGAAUCUCCAUGGAAUACCAUCAAGCCUGAACUAGCCUCAUCUGAUAUGCCAGAGAAGAUAAAGGCUGUAAACAUAACUGUUGGUUAUGCAGCCCAAGACUACCAUGACCAGGACUGGCACUGUCAUUCUUACAGUAAUGAACAGGUAGCAGCAGUUAGGAACCAGAGUGAGGCAUCCUGCACAAGUUAUAGUAUGGUUGUGGGUGUGGUAGCACCCCAGGAUCGAGAGGAGGUAUCCAGCUGUGCUACUGACAGUGGGAACGGAGACUCCAUCAGCCCUGGAUUGUCAUCUUGCACAGAAGAGGAUCUAUUUAAGGUCAUUCAUCAUGCAGAACCAGACGAAGGCCUGGGAAUUAUAGAGCCAGUCUCUAGCAGUGAGCUUUUAGUGCUGCCAGUUUCACGUGGCACCAACGGGAAACUGCUGUUCUCCAACUUAACAUUUCAGCCAAUAGAUUUAAAUGUAAGCAACAGUUCAGAGCUUGUGCCUCUUGUGCCAAGGUCCUCACCAGCUGGAGAAAGGACUCUUUUGUUGACAAAUCUCGACUCUGCAGAUAAUUCAGACUGGACAGACAAUGACUCAAUGCCUGAAUACAGGAAAGUCUACCUUCCAAACGGGGUCCCUCAGACCUGCUUGCAGUUUCCCACACUUUCCAAAAUUCUAUUGUCUGACUGUACAUCAAACUACAGAGAAAACUGGGUACCGGUAAUCCUACCAGAUCCCCUGCUGAAUGAUACAAACUGCACUGUACCCAACAGUGAGCUACAUGAAUUUGCUGAGCCAGAAGAGGACAUAGAAGACUCACCAUUAGAUCUUGAAGAAAUCUUUUUAGGUGGAUGGAUGGUGCAAAUCCAAGGAUAGUAUAAUUUUUCUUAAACAUUGCCUCUGACUCAGUGCUGGUUUGAAAAGAAUUUUUUAGCCAUUUACAACCAUGUUGUUAAUGAAGAAUGUAAACCACUCACUUCGGAACUCUAAGCUGUGUUGUGAAGUAACGUUUGUGUAGAAUGUGAUGAAACAGUAGGAACUGAUUUACAUAUUUCUGCAAAAUAUAUUGUUUAAGUUUUGCAGUGUGACUGAAAUAUACAUCAUGGCCAGCUACAACUGGCUUAAUGAGGUGAGGUACAGAUGUAUAGUGUGUAGUCCUGGUGCACAUAUGGCAUUUCAGUUCAUCCUGAAGAUGUUCUUCGGGGUUCAGGUGAGAGCUCGGUGCAGGCCACUUGAGUUAUUCAACUCCAGUUUUGUAAAUCUAUGUCUUUGCUUUGUGCAUGGCAACACUGUCAUUCUGGAAAAGGUUUGAACCUUAGUUCCAGUCAAAAGACUUCUUUAAUGCUACAGCCUACAAAUAUAUUUUAAACGUUUUACAUGUUUUUGGCAAUAGUAUGAAGAAGGCCCAGCUAUAGGUGUGAUUAUCAGGUAUUCACAUACUUCCAGUCACAUAGUGUAGCUCAGGAAGCAGCCAAACUUCCAACCAACAUUAUUUAUAUAAUUAUGAGAAUGUAUGUUUUGUAUUUUUUGAUUUGUUUCCUGUUUGACAAGGCAGAAGUAAUUGCCUGACUGUAAAUUAGUCGAAUGAUUUUAGUUAAAACAAUGGUUAAUGCCCAACCGUGGAAAGCAAAACAUUAGCGUAUGAGAAUGGAAUGAGCACAUGAAAAGAAUGCUGUCGUAGUGAAGACUUCGUAAUUAGCCAACAUGGGUGGCUCUUAAGACUUGUACACAUUGUUCUGAAGUUUGAAUAUGUGUCAUUUGGGAUGUUUUUGGCAUUCCAUUUUACCUACAUCAUCUUUUCCACGUCAUGAACAGGUUUGUUGAGGAUAUCCCAUAACAGUUCGGAACUCUGAAUGUAGUCACAACUUUUGUAUUCAAAUGACUGUCAGACUGGAUUUCUUACCCAAGUUCCUGUAAAGACUUGCAGAGAUAAAGCCAUCAAGGGUUAUUGUUUAAUUUAACUAACUGUCUGUUCGAACCAUGAUUAUUAACUUAUCAGGGAGUUUUUAAAGGCUUUAUUUUUUUUAGAAGUUUUCUAUAAACAAUUUCUACCGGUAGUUGUAACCUUCCGUCAAUUAUACCUCACUAAAGACAUUUUGCAUUGUAGCCAUCAAACACUAAAUGACUUGCACAUCAAUUACACAUAAUUUUGUAAUGUCUUUUUGGCAUUUUGUGUUUGGCUGAAGUACAGCUUUGAACAUCAUUGAAGAAGCAUUUCGAAUCUAUUUCAUUUUCAGAGUUACAUAUGAAGUGUGAAAAUAAGACUGAUAGACUUGUUUACUGUUCGUAUUUGACUCAUCUCUAACUUUGUGUUUUUUGUCAUGUCAUAUGUCAUAUAGCAACGUUGUAUAUACAGUAAACAGCUACCUUUGUUCAUCUUUGUCUAUAGUAUAUUAAUUAUGUUUAAAUGUUAAAUAUGUUAUUGUCUUUUUCUGAUGUAAUGUAAACUCCCCUCUGAGACAACGCAGCUAGAGUUUCACAGGCUUUGGAUGUAGAUGAUCCUUUUGAGCGUUUGCUGUGUUUUUUGGUCUAUGAGCAUAGAGUGACUCAUUUAAAUCUAAAUAUAAUAAAGUGGAGAAACAGUA
Messenger RNA from Tachysurus vachellii, 3695 nucleotides. It is a transcript of the gene ifnlr1, whose product is annotated as interferon lambda receptor 1. Bases 247 to 1986 code for a protein of 579 amino acids. The transcript has 7 exons. Gene Ontology annotation, molecular function: protein binding. Lineage: Eukaryota; Metazoa; Chordata; Actinopteri; Siluriformes; Bagridae. The record is from RefSeq and is a predicted model, not a curated record.